This is a messenger RNA of Cyprinodon variegatus (sheepshead minnow), 992 nucleotides long. It is a transcript of the gene zfyve21, whose product is annotated as zinc finger, FYVE domain containing 21. Lineage: Eukaryota; Metazoa; Chordata; Actinopteri; Cyprinodontiformes; Cyprinodontidae. The record is from RefSeq and is a predicted model, not a curated record. The transcript has 8 exons. Bases 71 to 805 code for a protein of 244 amino acids. Gene Ontology annotation, molecular function: metal ion binding.
GUGGUUUUCAGUGGAGUUUGUGAUAGAAGAAGAAGACCGCAGAAAAGAGGGGAAACGAUUAAAAGGAAAAAUGUCUUCAGUUCCAGAUGGAAAGAAGCUUGUCCGCAGCUCCAGCGGCCUCAGAAUGGUUCCAGAAAACGGUGCCUUUAACAGCCCGUUCUCCCUGGACGAGCCUCAGUGGGUCCCGGAUAAAGAGUGUCCAAGAUGCAUGCAAUGCGACACCAAAUUUGACUUCAUCAGAAGAAAGCACCACUGCCGCCGCUGUGGUCGGUGUUUUUGUGAUAAAUGCUGCAGCAAGAAGGUGGCGCUGCCCCGGAUGUGUUUUGUUGACCCAGUGAGGCAGUGUGCAGAAUGCAGCCUGGUCUCACAGAAGGAGGUGGAGUUCUACGACAAACAGCUCAAAGUGCUUCUGGCAGGAGGUACCUUUGUUGUCACUUUGGGAACAUCAGACAAGUCAGAAACCAUGACGUGCCGCCUUUCCAACAACCACAGAUAUUUGUUCCUUGAUGGUGAAAGCCACUUUGAGGUUGAGCUGUCCCGCAUCUCAAGCAUGCAGAUUCUGACCGAUGGAACAAGUCCAGGAGAGGAAGACAUUCACACUUACACCAGUCUGCUGGACAGUCACUGUAUCUCUGAAGGAGGGACGUCACGUGCUAGUGGAAUGCUCCUUCACUACAAACCUAUGGGCUCCCUGGAUGCCCAGCAACUACAAAUGGAGGCAGCAGAGGACAAGAAGGUGGCCUCGUUGUGGCUUGCCGCAAUGCAUAAGGCGGCCAAACUGCUGCAUGAAGCUCGGGACCAGUGACGCCCCGCGCUGAACGUCAAAGCAACGAGCACCCAAGUGUUUUAAAGCUGACUUGGAUUUAGAUCGGAUUUGGUUUCAUUCAGAUUUUACUAUCAGUUCUGAUUUGAUUCAUCCAUCUGAUUUUUCUCAUCGGUUCUUUGUACCAGUACUUAUCUAAGUAAUUUUUCUCAAGAAAUCUUUCUUAAAG